Molecule: messenger RNA, 1002 nt
Organism: Zophobas morio
Lineage: Eukaryota; Metazoa; Arthropoda; Insecta; Coleoptera; Tenebrionidae
Product: ankyrin repeat and protein kinase domain-containing protein 1-like
Exons: 4
Coding region: 1-1002 (333 amino acids)
Molecular function (GO): protein binding
Source: RefSeq, a predicted model, not a curated record
AUGAUUUACGAUGGCUCUGAACGUAAUAAACCACAGGCUAUUGUUGACGGUUUCGCUGACUACUUUUCAAAAUCCUUCACUCCCAACAAUGGGCAGCGAAUCUAUUCCUCCCUAAAUCUGAUCAGGAAUACCCUUUACAUUAAGUCUGUGUCCCAAUCGGAAGUUUUAAUCGCUAUUAAAGAUCCUAAAAACCAAUGUAUUUCCCAGUCAAUUGAAGAUUUCUCAGAUCUGCCUGUAUAUAAAAAAGGUAAUAAAACGGAUUUGAAAAAUCCCGUUUCUCAUAUUUCCAUCUUUGCUAAGAUCUUUGAAACUCUUCUACACGUUCCUCUUUACCGCCAUACAAUGCAAGCAUUGAGUCAAUAUCAGCAUGCGUUCAUGAAAGGACGAUCGACUGAAACUAAUUUAGUUUCAAUAACUCAGACCCUCUGCGGGGCAAUAGAUACCUGUCAGCAGAGACGGAUGCGCCAGGUUCGUCGAGUUUUCCCGAGGUGUACUCUACAAGAAGUAAAGGAUUGGCUUCAACACGAAUCGGACAUUAACAGUUAUGAUGAAUCUGGAAAUACAAUACUGGCAACAGCUGCAUAUUUCGGACAAAUUGAUACCGUUAAUUACCUUUGCGAGAUGGGAGCAAAUAUUGAUAGUUUUCAAUACCCAGAGGGUCAGCCGCCUUUAUCUCAGGCGAUAAGCCAUGCUCAUCGUAGUAUAGUAAAAAUAUUACUAGAAAAGAAUGCAUCUGUCAAUGUUGUAGAUUGUAAUGGCUAUUCUCCGUUAAUACAUGCAAUAUUGAAAGGCAACUCUACUAUUGCAAGUAUGCUUAUAAAUGCUGGAGCCGAUAUUAAUAGCUGCUUUGAUUUUGGUUACACUCCUUUAGCAAUUGCUGCUGAAAAAAAUAGACUAGAUAUCAUAGAGAUUUUAUUGGAGAAUAACGUGGACGUGACAAUAUUUAGUAACAACGAGGAAGUGAUGUCAAUGCAAUCGAUUCAGAUGGGAACACCGCCUUGA